Molecule: messenger RNA, 2060 nt
Organism: Benincasa hispida (wax gourd)
Lineage: Eukaryota; Viridiplantae; Streptophyta; Magnoliopsida; Cucurbitales; Cucurbitaceae
Product: indole-3-acetic acid-amido synthetase GH3.5-like
Cellular component (GO): cytoplasm
Molecular function (GO): indole-3-acetic acid amido synthetase activity
Source: RefSeq, a predicted model, not a curated record
UCUCAUUUCCCAUUAUAUACUAAUUUGAAAUCACAAAUCUCUCUCAUCUCCCAAAAGUUCUUUGCUUAUUACAUCUGUGUAACCAAAAUUUUGAAAACCUAAGAAAAUGUCGCAUGUUGUAGAACACUGGUUGGAUGAGAAAGAUAAAGAAGCAUUACAACACAUUGAAGAUGUCACAAGCAAAGCCGACGAAAUCCAACGACAAAUUUUAACUGAAAUUUUGUCAACAAAUGCUAAUGUUGAAUACUUACAACAACAUGGCCUCCAUGGCUCUACUGAUGCUUCUACCUUCAAAAAACUUAUACCUCUUAUCUCUUACGAACAAUUAACACCUUAUUUAGCUCUUAUUGCUCAUGAUGAUGAUUCCCCAAUCCUAUGCUCAAACCCCAUUACACAUUUCUUUACAAGCUCUGGGACAUCUGGGGGAGAAACCAAGUUAAUUCCAAUGUAUGAGGAAGAGUUUGUGAGAAGGUUGUCUUUUUUUAACUAUAUGAUGCCAAGGAUGAAACAAUUGUUUCCAAAUAUCAAUUGGCAAAAAGGCAAAGGAAUGAACUUUCAUUUUGCAAAGCCAGAGUUUAAGACAAAAGCUGGAAUUAUUGUUCGUUCUAUAUUUACAAGUUUGCACAAAAGAUCAUCAAAUCUCAAAAGUAAACCAAUUGGGAAUAACACAAGCCCUGAUGAUAUCAUUCUCUGUACAGACUCAUUCCAAAGCUUAUACUGUCAACUUCUUUGUGGGCUCUACCAAAACGAUGUAGUUUUCCGACUUGGUGCUCUUUUUGCUUCUACGUUGAUUCACGUUUUUAAGUUCCUUGAAAAUCAUUGGGUUGUUUUGGCUAAUGAUAUACUAACAGGAAGUAUUAACCCCAAAAUUACAAACUUAUCAGUGAGGGAAUCAGUUAUGAAGAUUGUUGUAAAACCCAAUCCUGAAGUUGCUGAUUUGAUUGAACAUGAAUGUAGCAAAGGAAGCUGGGAAGGAAUUAUUAAAAGAUUGUGGCCAAACACCAAAUACAUUAAUGCUAUUGUGACAGGAAGUAUGUCACAAUACAUUCCAUUGCUAAAUUUCUACACCAAUAAUCUCCCUAUUGUUUCUGACCAUUAUGGUUCUUCAGAAUGUUUCCUUGGCUUAAACUUAGAUCCAUUGUGUGACCCUUAUGAAAUCUCCUACACUUUGAUACCCACCAUGGCGUAUUUCGAGUUCUUGCCAAUCGAUAGGACAAAUCCCAAUGGAGAAGUAACCCAACAAUUAGUUGAUCUUGUUGAUGUCAAGUUAGGACAGGAAUAUGAGCUCGUCAUCACUACUUUUGCCGGGCUGUACCGUUAUCGGAUGGGCGACAUCAUUCGGGUGACAGGAUUUACAAAAAAAGCCCCAAAUUUCAGUUUUGUAUGCAGGAAAAACGUGGUUCUAAGCCUUAAUAAUGAGAAAACAGAUGAAGCAGGGCUUCAUAAAGCUGUAGAAGAAGGUGGUCAUGUAUUGAAGCCAUUUGGAGCAACAAUUGUUGAUUACACGAGCUAUGCUGAUAGUUCAACAAUUCCUGGACACUACGUGUUAUACUUUGAAUUAAUAUUUGAUGAACAUAAUAAGGCACAAAUUUCCAAUUCCAUUCCAUCUUCAGUGUAUGAAGAUUGCUGCUUUGCCAUUGAAGAAACCCUUAAUUCACUCUACCGCCUUGCAAGAUCUCAUGAAAAAUGUAUCGAUCCAUUGGAGAUUAAGAUUGUAAAGGCUGGAACUUUUGAAAAACUCAUGCAGCUGGCCAUCAAUCGAGGUGCUUCAAUCACUCGAUACAAGACACCUCGAUGUCUAAAUUCUAAACAGAUCCACAUCAUCCAGCUUUUGGAAUCAAACCUUGUUUCCAAUUAUUUUAGUCAAAAAUCCCCUAAAUUGGAUGCUAAUCGUGCCCUCACUUUUCUUCCCUAGCUACUAAAUAUGUAUUUUUCAUAAGUUUCGUUUUUCAUUUGGUUUGCUUUGUUAACCUAGGUGUGACAUAUACGUCCACAUCAUCUCUACUGCAUUCAAAUGGUUCAUAGUUGUCCACUAUAAUUGGUUUUUUAAUGGUAUGUUG